Bicyclus anynana (squinting bush brown) is the source of this 630-nucleotide messenger RNA. RefSeq names its product COA8 family protein CG14806, mitochondrial (gene Coa8). The coding region runs from base 125 to 616 and encodes 163 amino acids. The record is from RefSeq and is a predicted model, not a curated record. Gene Ontology annotation, cellular component: mitochondrion. NCBI's taxonomy places the organism in Eukaryota, Metazoa, Arthropoda, Insecta, Lepidoptera, Nymphalidae. The transcript is spliced from 2 exons. Gene Ontology annotation, biological process: intrinsic apoptotic signaling pathway.
GAUUUUGAGUUUGACAAAUUAAAAGAAACGAGCAAUUCAAAACGCAAAACAUUUUCUUUUUGUACAGAAUAUAGUACAUGAGAACAUAAAUUAAAUCAUUUCAGAAAAUGUAACAAAAUAAGGAAUGUUGUCUUCCCGUGUUACCUUGGCCUCUAGGCCUAACUUGUUACUAAUAUCAAAAUACGCAAGUUCAACACCAAAUGUGAAGUCGAUUCAACCUCCAAAUCCCAAUAAAAUAACAAGUGAUAUGGUCGGCCCGCCCGACCCAGUGUCUAACUUACGAAGGAUUAUAUUCCGUAAGCCCGCAAACGAAACUAGUUUAGAAAGGAAGUACAGGAAGCUAAGGACUGAAGUACAGGAGUGGAAUCAAAUUUUUUGGACACAACAUAACUCAAGGUUCUUUAAGGAGAGAGAAGCAUAUUUAAAAAGCAACCUACCAGAAGGCAAAACUAACCUCACAGCAGAUGAAAUGAGUGUCUUCUAUAAAGCUUUUUUAGACAAAAACUGGAAAGCGCAUCUUGAUUACAAUAGGGAGUGGUAUAGAAAGAAUAUUACCUUACUUAUAUUAUCUUUGCAAGUUAAAUUUAGGAAAUUGUUUAGAAUAAAGGAUAAAUAAAUUAUAUUAUCAUG